UUGUUUGGUGUAAGAUUUGUAGGGAAUGGUUUGGUAACAGAUCAUGACCAUGACCAUUGGCACAAGCAGCGGAGAAUUAUGGAUCCAGCAUUUAGUCGAAGUUAUCUGAUUGGCUUGAUGGGGACUUUUAAUGAACAAGCAGAAGAACUGAUGAUGGAGCUGGAGAAAAAAGCAGAUGGAGAAACUGCAGUGGAUGUGAUGGACCUGCUGAGACGGGUGACGCUGGACAUAAUUGCAAAGGCAGCUUUUGGCCUAGAACUGAACACCCUUCAUGAUGACCGCACAGCUUUCCCGCAGGCAGUGACCAUGAUCAUGAAAGGAAUCGGGGCAGCACGCCGUCCGUUCUUCCGGUACCUGCCAUGGAAUAGAAAAGUGGUGAAAGAAGUGCAGGAAAGUGUGAGGCUGCUGCGUCGAAUCGGCAAGGAGUGCAUCGAACAGAGGCACAAAGCCAUUCGGAAUGGAGAAGAGGUUCCACUGGAUAUUCUCACGCAGAUACUGAAGGGUGCUGCUCAAGAAAAGGAUUGUGAUGAUGAAAAUAUGCUGGACAAUUUUGUCACCUUCUUUGUAGCAGGUCAUGAAACCACAGCCAAUCAGUUAUCUUUUACUGUGAUGGAGCUGACUCGCCACCCUGACAUCAUCACAAAACUUCAAGCUGAAGUGGAUGAGGUCAUUGGCGUGAAGAGAGACAUUACCUAUGAAGAUCUUGGGAAGCUUGAAUACUUAUCACAGGUUCUCAAAGAAAUCUUACGAUUGUAUCCACCAGUUCCUGGCACAGUGCGCUGGACUGGAAAAGAAAACGUCAUUGAAGGCGUCUACAUUCCAGCAAACUCCACCAUAAUUUUCAAUACUUAUCUCAUGGGACACAUGGAAAGGUAUUUCAAGGAUCCAGAGGUCUUCAAUCCUGACCGAUUCAGGAAAGACCAACCAAGGCCCUAUUUUUCCUAUUUCCCAUUUUCCCUGGGAUCUCGUUCCUGUAUAGGGCAAGUAUUUUCACAGAUGGAGGCUAAAGUAGUGAUGGCCAAAUUUCUGCAGAGGUUUGAAUUCGAGCUGGUUCCUCCACAGAGCUUUAAGAUUUUGGAGACAGGAACACUGAGGCCUUUAGAUGCUGUGGUAUGCAGACUGAAACUACGACACCAGCUUGGUUGUAACAGUGAAAUGAAAUAUUGACUACAGGGGCAUUAUUCUUGGCCGUGGCAUUUUGGAACUCAUCUUGGAAUGAAGACAUUUUGGGUUGUCUCCCGUGAUGGCAUUUCCAGGAGGAAGGAAGUGCUGGUGCACAGCUAGCUUUUCCCCACUGUAGCCCGUGCACUCUCCCUAGGACUCCCCUCGGGCAGAUUUGUGGUGCAUUGUUGGAGGGCUGUGGUGGGGAAGAGGAGAUGGGGAAGUAGAAUGGGG
Varanus komodoensis (Komodo dragon) is the source of this 1395-nucleotide messenger RNA. Its product is annotated as cholesterol 24-hydroxylase. Gene Ontology annotation, molecular function: iron ion binding; heme binding; cholesterol 24-hydroxylase activity. The transcript has 12 exons. NCBI's taxonomy places the organism in Eukaryota, Metazoa, Chordata, Lepidosauria, Squamata, Varanidae. The record is from RefSeq and is a predicted model, not a curated record. Gene Ontology annotation, biological process: cholesterol catabolic process. The coding region runs from base 79 to 1167 and encodes 362 amino acids.